CAGGCAAAAUAUGAUAACAUUAAAAUUAUCAUAUAUACAGGGGACAUCGAAUGUUCGCCAAAUGCAAUUUUAGAAAAAGCGAAAAGUGUGUUCAAUAUUAACAUAGAAAAAGACAGUGUUACAUUUGUGUACUUAAAAUUAAGACAUUGGGUUGAAGCAAGCAAGUAUCCGUGCUUCACUCUUUUGGGUCAAAGUGUUGGUUCAAUACUUCUAGGCCUGGAAGCAUUGUGCAAAUUCCCUCCCGAUAUAUAUAUUGACACUAUGGGGUAUGCAUUUACGUUACCAUUAUUUCGAUAUAUAGGAUGUUGUAAAGUUGGCUGCUACGUUCAUUACCCUACAAUAAGUACAGAAAUGUUGAGGAGGGUUCAGCAGCGUGAAUAUUCUCACAACAAUCAUAGUUAUGUUGUUCGCAAUCCUUUUUUGACGUGGAUAAAAGUUACAUACUACAAACUCUUUGCUAAGAUGUAUAGUUGGGUCGGUCGCAGUUCCGAAACUAUAAUGGUGAAUUCAUCUUGGACGGAAAAUCAUAUACUGAAUUUGUGGGAUGUACCAUUUAAAACCCAUCGUGUUUAUCCUCCUUGCGAAGUCAACCAUAUAAAGAACUUGAAACGAUUAGAAAAUCCUAACAAAAUUAUAAUAUUGUCGGUUGGUCAAUUUCGGCCAGAAAAGGAUCACCCUCUUCAAUUGCAGGCAAUGUAUGAAUUAAGGACGUUAUUAAGUAGAAAUGAAGAACUGUGGAAUAAAAUCCGGCUUGUUAUUGUGGGAUCCUGCAGAAAUGAAUCAGAUUAUGAACGGCUUAAAAACAUGCAAGACUUAUCAAAACAUUUGUCUUUGGAGAAUAGUGUUGAAUUUAAAGUAAAUGUUCCAUACAGUGAACUAAUGGAAAUCUAUAAAAUUGCAAGUAUUGGGAUUCACACCAUGUGGAAUGAACACUUUGGUAUUGGAAUAGUGGAAUGUAUGGCUGCAGGUAUUAUUAUGGUUGCACAUAAAUCUGGAGGUCCGCUUUUGGACAUAAUUGAAACUUCCGAAGGCUCACAAAAUGGUUUCUUAGCAGCGGAUGCUUCGGAAUAUGCAAAUUGCAUUUUAUCGAUAAUUUAUAACAAUAAGGAAGAAAAUGAUGUCAUAAGAAAUGCAGCAAGGUCUUCUGUGGAACGUUUUUCUGAGAAAGAAUUUGAAACAAACUUUCUACGUGCAAUAAUCCCCCUUUUCAAUAAAAAAAUAAAUUAAU
Messenger RNA from Musca vetustissima, 1228 nucleotides. RefSeq names its product GDP-Man:Man(3)GlcNAc(2)-PP-Dol alpha-1,2-mannosyltransferase (gene Alg11). The transcript is spliced from 3 exons. Gene Ontology annotation, cellular component: endoplasmic reticulum membrane. The record is from RefSeq and is a predicted model, not a curated record. The annotation marks the transcript as partial. Gene Ontology annotation, biological process: protein N-linked glycosylation. Gene Ontology annotation, molecular function: GDP-Man:Man(3)GlcNAc(2)-PP-Dol alpha-1,2-mannosyltransferase activity. NCBI's taxonomy places the organism in Eukaryota, Metazoa, Arthropoda, Insecta, Diptera, Muscidae.